Messenger RNA from Frieseomelitta varia, 6301 nucleotides. It is a transcript of the gene Tlk, whose product is annotated as serine/threonine-protein kinase tousled-like 2. Bases 1259 to 3532 code for a protein of 757 amino acids. Gene Ontology annotation, cellular component: nucleus. Lineage: Eukaryota; Metazoa; Arthropoda; Insecta; Hymenoptera; Apidae. The record is from RefSeq and is a predicted model, not a curated record. Gene Ontology annotation, biological process: intracellular signal transduction; peptidyl-serine phosphorylation; chromosome segregation. The transcript is spliced from 17 exons. Gene Ontology annotation, molecular function: ATP binding; protein serine/threonine kinase activity.
CGAUUUUUCUUAUUCGGUGAUAAGUGAAUUAUUUUGCAUUCUCAGGCAAAGCUAACGAGCCGGACGGAAAAUGGAUUUCGGUUGUUAAAAGUGAUUGGUCCCUGUACAUGUGUUUUCGCUAAUUGGAAGUCUAGUUAGCGACAGUAGUGCCUAUCAGAAAGUAGCAAUGUAAUAGGUAAACGAAGAGAGCAGAGACGAUCUCGGUGUGAACAGUGACUGGUCAGCCGAUGUGCCGAAUAAACAUCGUAGUUCACCGAUAAUACCCGAAGUCGUAAGGUGGCGAAAGAGACUAUUGAUGCGAGUGAGACAGAGAAACUCGUGCGAGUGCCAUGGUGAAGCGACGUCACUGUCGUUGAAAUACGUGCAAAAGAAAAUUUGGAGUGAUUUUAAGACGCUGAUGGUUACUGUCCGCUACGGUGACUUUCCCGUGAUAGAUCGCCGCGUGUUGACGAAGUGUUCCGUUGCUUAUGUACAGGUGAUAAAAAGAAAGAUUUGCCGUAAGAUUUCUGGAGGAAAAAACUAGUACGUAUACUCUCACGGAGUAGCAAGUAGUGCGAUAUUAUUACGUGUAUGUGCCGGCGUCUAGAAUAUACAUUUUGUGCUGUCGCGUAAUCGGUGUUCCGAUCAUAACAACGAUCCACUGUGUUAAAUAGAAAAGAGUAUUCGCUGAGUUCACGUUUUCUUACUUGUUACAAUCUCACGUUGAGACUAGCUAUGCGAGAAAGGGAUAAAUCGGUAACUGGCUGGUGGCAGCCAUUUUCCAGAUGAGUUUUCCCCUUUCUUUCGAUAAGCAAAAUGCGCUAUGCCGUGAAAGAGAAGGAAAAAGGUAGUUAGAUAGAGCAGAGAGGAAAGGGACAAAAACUAAGUAGGAGGAAGAAACGGGUGUUUUUAUUAUGUUUCACAAGAUUCGACGAAGCUAGGAGUUUAUUUAACGAUUUCAAGAAACUGACAAAAGUGCAUCAAGAGUGCAUAUUUCUGACAAAAUAUAUUUGUGAUGUGAUAUAAUAGAACAAAUUGGAUGUCAGUGUAAUAAUAUAGUGCCAACUUUACAGAUGGAUAAACAGGGAUGACUGAUAAUUGUUGGAAUUCUGGUGGUGGCGCUGGUGUCAAGAUGGAGCACUUUCAGGCCACCCUGGACCCAAGGAAGCAGGAGUUAUUGGAGGCCCGUUUUCUCGGAGCACGGGACUACCCACGAGAGCAUCCAUAGUCCAAGACCAUAUCUUGACGCUUAUCUGGAUAGGUGUUUCGAGAAUUCCGAAUGUCUGCUGGGUCACAAAUUCAGAUGGCACCUCAAUCAACUGUAAACUCUGGUCAGUCAGUUCAUAGUCAAGACUCGAACAUGAGCACUGGCUCAUCACAUAGUGAUAAGGAGGUAGAUCCAAACACUCCAGAAAAGGUACCAAGAACUCCUUCGGAAAGGAAAAGAAAACGUAAAGCUGAUGAUGGAGGUGGAGGAGUUACUGGGGGACCUAUAGGAAGUAAAGGGUCUAGAUCUGUUGCUGCUCUUGAAAAUAAAAAAAUAAAUGAGUAUUUUUCAAAGCAUCAUUUGGGUAAUAGCCCCAUUCGGCAUGGGGGUGCUAAAAGUCCUUCACCUCAACAAGGAUAUCCUAUGUAUCCACCAUCGCCUCAACAACUCCUUUCACCGCAAGUAACAACACCCAAUUCUUCAGUGGCAGAAUUUUCUUCACUGAUGCAGCCGCCAAGACCUCAUCCUCAACCUCCACCUCCUCCUCCACCAGCCUCAACGCAACCUGCAGGCUCAAUGGUCAGCAAGCAGGUGCAGGUAAGGCCUACCAACCUCAGUAGGACAAGCCAGGUCAGGCAAGCGAAGACUAACACCCCAAAUACAGAACUUACUUGCCAGAGGAUACAAGAAUUUGAAACUCAAGCCUCUUCAGAUUUAGAAUUACGUAAUAACAAAAUUGAUGAAUUAAAUAGAACAACUGAUGAACUUAGGCAUCAAAUGGCUAAUCAACAAAAACUAAUUGAACAGCACAAAUCUCAUAUAAAUAAGUGUAUAGAUGUUGUAAAGAAGUUAUUAAAAGAAAAAUCAAACAUAGAAAAAAAGGAGGCUAGGCAAAAAUGUAUGCAAAAUAGACUGAGGUUGGGCCAAUUUGUAACUCAAAGGGUGGGUGCAACAUUUCAAGAAAAUUGGACGGAUGGUUAUGCAUUUCAAGAAUUAGCACGACGACAAGAAGAAAUCGCAACUGAACGAGAAGAGAUCGAUAAACAAAAAAAGCUAUUACUCAAAAAGAGGCCAUCAAACAGUGAAACUGGUAGAAAACGUAGUCAGCCUCAACCUUCUUUGCACAAUGGCACGGAAGCUACAUUCUUAAAGCCAGAUGCAGUACCUGGGUCUUAUACGUGGCAAGAGUAUUAUGAAGCUGAUGAAAUACUCAAGUUAAGACAAAGUGCGUUGAAAAAAGAAGAUGCUGAUCUGCAACUAGAAAUGGAAAAACUUGAAAGAGAACGAAACUUGCACAUUAGAGAACUGAAACGUAUUCACAACGAGGACCAAUCGAGAUUCAAUUCUCAUCCUGUAUUGAACGAACGUUACCUUUUACUAAUGUUGUUAGGAAAAGGUGGUUUCAGUGAAGUGCAUAAGGCAUUUGACUUAAAAGAGCAACGAUAUGUCGCUUGUAAAGUGCAUCAACUGAAUAAAGACUGGAAAGAGGAUAAAAAAGCUAAUUAUAUUAAGCAUGCGUUACGAGAAUACAAUAUACAUAAAGCUCUUGAUCAUCCUCGUGUUGUGAAAUUGUAUGAUGUGUUUGAAAUUGACGCCAAUUCUUUUUGUACUGUCUUGGAAUAUUGUGAUGGCCAUGAUUUAGAUUUUUAUCUUAAGCAGCAUAAGACUAUACCUGAAAGAGAAGCAAGAUCUAUUGUUAUGCAAGUUGUAUCUGCAUUAAAGUACCUCAAUGAAAUAAAACCCCCAGUCAUACAUUAUGAUUUAAAGCCAGGUAAUAUAUUAUUAACUGAAGGUAAUGUUUGUGGAGAAAUAAAAAUUACAGAUUUUGGAUUAAGUAAAGUAAUGGAUGAAGAAAACUAUAAUCCAGAUCAUGGAAUGGAUUUAACAUCUCAAGGAGCUGGUACCUAUUGGUAUCUUCCACCAGAGUGUUUUGUUAUUGGUAAAAAUCCUCCAAAAAUAUCAUCAAAAGUUGAUGUUUGGAGUGUAGGAGUUAUAUUUUAUCAAUGUCUAUAUGGUAAAAAGCCUUUUGGACACAAUCAAUCUCAAGCCACAAUUUUAGAAGAGAAUACAAUUUUAAAAGCUACUGAAGUUCAAUUUGCAAAUAAACCAACUGUUAGCAACGAAGCGAAGAGUUUCAUAAGAAGUUGCCUAGCAUAUAGGAAAGAAGAACGUAUAGAUGUGUUGACAUUAGCUAGACACGAAUAUCUACAACCUCCAGUGCCAAAACAUGGCCGUCAAGCGAAUAAUCAGCAGCAGCAGCAACAACAACAACAGAUUCAACAGCAGCAACAAACCUCAUUUAGUAUUGGCAUGUUUAGUGGUAUGAACGCGUCAAGCAGUUCGUAGUGGAAAAGAACUAAAGACAAAAUCUUCAAUAUACUAAUACAUGCCAAAUCUUGAACAUUGAAUUGCACACCAUCUCAUCUUAGGAACAUAGCGAUUGCUAUAACGAAUUGUAAAUACUAAAAACCGGAUAAUAUCACCAUCACCAACGCCACGAUUACCACUACCACUACCACUACCACUACCACUACCACUACCACUACCACUACCACUACCACUACCACUACCACUACCACUACCACUACCACUACCACUACCACUACCACUCCACUACCGCCAUCACUACCACUUCCACCACACCUUUACAACUAUACUUACAGGCCGACUACAUAGGACAUUGCAAGAGAGAUGCGAGACUGGUCGUCGCAAGUCCAGAAGCUUGCGUCUUUCUACAAUACAAGCUACAUUAUUCAGCAUGACAAAAAAAUGUUGUGUUCGUAAAUAUUCAAUUGUAUUAUCGUUCCUUGUAUCAAACAGUGGGCUGACUUGAUAAUAGUGUUUAAAAAAGAAAUGAGAGAGACAGAUAAACAUGUGAUAAGUCAUUGUGAAUUAAAGUGAAGUUCAAAUUAAGAAGAAAAAGAAACAAAGGAAAUAUAGCGAUGGAGAUCGUUGCAAGUGAAAAUUACUCGGUGAAAAUAAAGAGAGCAACGGAAGAUAAAAUAUCCGAGGCAAAGCGCGGCGAAGCGUAGAGGGACUUUGCUUUUACGGAGACGUUCCUCUCUUCUGAAGUUACGUAUGGAUGAAUGAGUGUGACGAAAGAUUGUUAAAACUAGUGUGCGUGUAUAUAUUUAUACUAUAUAUAUAUAUAUACUAAUAAAUCCGAUAUAAUAUAUAUAUAUGGUGUAAAGAAACAGGACAGCAUUGACAGUGGAAAGACAACUGUGGUGGAUCCUCGCAUGACCUCCGUGCAGCCAAGUAUUCCAUGAAUAUUUGACUGCACAUCAUGUUACUUUAUUCAAAUAUUAACAUUAUUACUUAUAUCAUGACUAAUAACGAUUAACAUACACACACGAGGAGAUUUGGUUGGUUGUUCCUAUUCUGAAAUGAGUGGGCUUUAUCUACAUCGGAUUGAUUGGUCUAAGGUUCGAGUGCAAAGAAAGUAAAAGAAUCGCGAUGCUCCCAAAUAAAAAAAGAACAUACAGAAUCGUAGUCCACGGUUUAUAUGCUCCAUGCACAUGUACAUUUUUAAUCCAUAAUUUUCUAAUAGAGUGAUCCAUUUCUCUUUUUUUCUCUUUUUUUUAGAGUGGACUUCGGCGCGAUAAUUCUGAUCUUACAUUUUCGUGAUAUAUAACAAUUCGUAUAAUCAGGCAUUAAAAAUUUUUAAAGUAAGAUUCAUAAUGUUGUACCGACCUGGUUGCUAUUUCUUUAUUCAUAAUUUGUUUUAUAUAUGUACGUUAUAUAUAGAUAAUUAUGAAAUAGAAGAUUAAGUUAUUUUAUCAAGUGCCCUUGCUUUGUAUUAUAGUCGCGUCUGUCGACAACCUGCAGCUUUUGGGAGUACUAGAAAGUUGUUAAAAUGUUGUAAGUUGUUGGUACAAUGUGGGCACGGUAUUGAUGGUUUCAAUACCUACGUGAUUGGCAAAGAAUGGUCAGAGGAGAAUACAUUACAAGUCUGAACAGAGUCUACUACUAGAUCCAUCGCUUCUAUUCUAAAAGCCAACCGUUCCUGCUUCCCUCUCCUAUUUCUCUUGCGGUUUUUCAAAUUUAUUAAACAGGAAAGCGUAUACUUUUAAAAUUCCUCUACGAGGAAGUGCUUUUUGUAAACUAAGUUCUAAGACAAACUAGUCAGAAAAUGAAUAAAUUCAUUUAAUUUUUUUCCGAGGAGAGGUAUGCAUAAUUGUCAAAAUGUAAGAAGUUACAAUUUUUAGAUAUACAUAUUUAUAAUUAUCAUUUUCAUAUAAUUGAAAAAUUAUAAUCGAGCAAAAAUUCCCUAGUUUAGAAAUUUUGCUUGAACAUAAUAGUUAAAUUAAUUGUGAUUAGUUUUGUAAUAUUCUCUUGUAUUUAUUGUAGUUUAAAGUGACAAUUGAUGCAUACUGUUCUUGGACAAAAAGAAAAAAAAAAUAGCAUAUACUUUGGCCAGUAAAAUUUACGAAAAACACUUCUUUUAAAAAAAAAGGAUAUCGUUUUUCUACCACAAAAAGAUUAACUCAUUUAAUGAGAUAGUAAACUGAUGAAAGAACGAAAAAAGAUCAUUUAAUGAGCAUUUAUUCUAUGAAAUCUCAUUUGGGAUUAUUUGUAAUGAUAAAAAAGGAAACGAAUCUGCACCAAGCAGUGUUUAUAUAUGUUUUGCGAUAGAAGCAAUUUUGCAUUUGUAUAUAGUGAAGACUCCUUAAAAAUGCAUCGUUAAUAAAACUAUUAAAUGCAUAUAUCGAAAACAAAUUUUUAUUCAAGGAAUAAGAUUUUUUUCAUAGAAAAUUCAUUGCACAAAUAUCCAAAUAUUGCCUGAUCAGAUAAUAUUCUUUAAAAUUACGGGUCAACUUGAAAAGAAAAAAAGCAUUACAUAAUAAUAUUUCCAGCUCUACAUGCUUUUAUAACUAUGCAUGUCAGAGUUUGGAGUAUUAUUAUGCAUUUUAAAAGAAGAGGAAUUCAAAUAAUUCUUUAACAAACAAAGUUUUUUUUUUUAUCGCCCUUGCGUGUCAGCAUAGUCACGAUCUUCCUCACAAACAACAGGAAUUGCGUCGAGGAUGGUGUAUGAAACGUUAUAGCAAUAAAUUUACGUAUUUGUGUAUAAUUUAAAGUUAGUAAACUUAUUAAUUAAAUAUGAAUCACAUAUAA